UUUUUUUUUAUAAUUUUGUAUAUAGAUAAAUAUAGAAAAUUUACUAUAGAUGUGGCAACUGUCAAGAGUAGAAAAUGGCAGAUAGCGAGGAAUUUUCCAAUGCCUUGAAGGAUUUACCGAUAAAAAUUCAAAAUUCCAGUUUAAAGCAACGUAGAGAAGUUUUUAAUAAGAUUCAGAAUGUACUCUCCCAUUCAGCAAUUAAUGAAAGUAUAGUGAAAGGAAUUUGCAAGGCUGCUCAAAUAACAUUACCUCGAUAUCACGAUAGCGAAUCCCAAUUGCUAGUAAAAAAUUUACUAAUUUCAUUGAUUGAAAUACAUCCAGAAUGGAGUAUAAAAAAUUUAACGCCUGUUCUUGGAGAUAUAGCAAGUCAAUACAGGAAUUCGGUUUCCACAAAAUUUGUAUCCCAUGUGGCAUUAUCUGGAUUAAAUUGGGCUUGUAUUUUAAUAACAAAUGGUUGGAAAAAGGAUGAUAAAUUAAUUAUUGAAAAUCUUUCUAGAAUUGUCAAUUCUCAAGCAAUCUUGAUAACUGUUAUAGUUUCUUCUGGAUUAAAUAAUAAGAUACUGAAAGGAUAUAAGUUGUUAUUUAAUAUAUGGAAAACUAUUCCAAAUUUAAUACAACUUUAUAUGGAGCAACUACAAAAAUUAGACCAAUGCCAACAAGUUGCAGUUCUUGGAUCAGUAAUGAUAAAAUAUUGUAUUUCAAAUGAUAAAAAGGAAACAUUCCAAGGUGCUGUUCCAUUGCUAAUGGACAUCUUCAUUAAAACUGUAGUAAGUUCCAAAUUAUUUAAUAUAUGGAAAACUAUUCCAAAUUUAAUACAACUUUAUAUGGAGCAACUACAAAAAUUAGACCAAUGCCAACAAGUUGCAGUUCUUGGAUCAGUAAUGAUAAAAUAUUGUAUUUCAAAUGAUAAAAAGGAAACAUUCCAAGGUGCUGUUCCAUUGCUAAUGGACAUCUUCAUUAAAACUGUAGUAAGUUCCAAAAUAAAACCUUUGAAAGAAAUUGUUAUUGGAUGCUAUCCACUACUUCAAAUACUAAGCCACGACCAAUUUAAAAGCAUUCUUUUACCAGCUCUACAGAAGGCUAUGUUAAGAAAUCCAGAAGUAAUAAUCGAAUGUGUUAGCUAUGUGCUAUCUGGCUUGAGCUUAGAUUUAAGCCAAUAUGCAGUUGAUAUUGGCAAAAGUUUGAUAGCCAACUUGCCAUCUAAAGAUGAAACAGUUAGAGAACAUUCAGUGAUAGCCUGUAAACAGUUAGCACAGCAGUGCAGUGAUUCUGGUGCAAUAGAAAAACUUGUGAAAGAUGUUUUCGCUGUAUUUCAUGGUUCAAAUGGAAAAUUAACGCUAAUUGAACAUAAAAUAAGUGUUUUACGAGGAGCUGGAAAUUUGAGUUUUAAUGGUGUAAUGGGAAGUAGUCUUCAAUGUUUGGCUUCAUCCACUUCAAAGUUUUUCUUCAAGGUGCUAGAAACCGAGGUGCAUGAAAAGGUUUUGUGUCAUACACUAGAUAUGCUAUCGUUAUGGAUAGCUAAAUUCAAUAAUGACGUGCCAAAAGAAUUGAUCGAUUCUCUAAAGAAUGGAAUGAACUUCAAAACAUCUACUGCUGCCGUUAGAACUUCAUACAUACAAUGCAUGUCCGUUUGUUUCAAUGGUAAUACGAUACCGCAAGCAACAGUUCUGAUUCCAACUUUAUUGAAAUCUAUUGAAAAAGCUAUUGCACAACCUUCACAAUAUCCCAUAGUUAUUGAAGGCUUGAGUGCUACCUGUCUGUUCCUUAGAAUUGUCACUGCCCAAGGAUCGAAUGAAAAUGCGUAUCAGAAUAUAUGGAACGUAAUUUUCGACAUGGAUAAACAGUUGUUUGUUUCUGAAAAAUUUCUUUCUGCUGCAACUAACGAGGGUUUGAAGAUGAUUCCACCAAAGCUGGAUGAGUUUGGGAGAGAAGUUGAGAAGUCGAUUGAUACUUGGGGACCUCGUAGAGGUGUAGCAGUGGCUUUAGCUGAGAUUUCACCUCUUUUAGAACCAGAUACAAUAGGCAGUCUUAUACAAUUUUUCGUCUCAAUAUCUCUCGCUGAUCGAAAAGAAAAAGUUAGAAAAGAAAUGCUGAACGCUGCUUUGAAAAUAGUCGAUCUUCAUGGAAACGAUCAUGUGUCUACUUUACUGCCAGUUUUUGAGAAUUUCAUGGACAAAUCAUCAAAAUCUGCACAAUUCGACGCAGUGAAGCAAGCUGUCGUUAUUUUGAUGGGUUCAUUAGCUAAGCAUUUAGACAAAGACGACCCCAGAAUAAAACCGAUAGUGAUGCGACUAAUAUCAGCACUUUCCACUCCCUCGCAAACUGUCCAAGAAGCGGUUGCAAAUUGCUUACCUCCUUUAGUUCCCUCAGUGAAAGAAGAAGCUCCAGGUCUUGUUAAUAAAUUGUUACAUCAAUUAUUAAAAAGUGAUAAGUACGGAGAUAGAAAAGGAGCUGCAUAUGGUUUAGCAGGUCUGGUAAAAGGAAUGGGUAUUUUGGCACUUAAACAGUUAGAUAUAAUGACCAAACUUACGGAAGCCAUUCAAGAUAAAAAGAAUUAUAAACAUCGAGAAGGUGCUUUGUUCGCAUUUGAAAUGUUAUGCCAAAUGUUGGGCAGAUUGUUUGAACCUUAUAUAGUUCAUGUGUUGCCUCAUUUACUACUGUGUUUUGGUGAUUCUAGUCAGUAUGUGCGUAAUGCCACUGAUGAUUGCGCACGCAUAGUAAUGAGCAAAUUAUCAGGACAUGGUGUCAAACUGGUAUUACCUUCACUUUUAGCAGCAUUAGAAGAGGACUCGUGGAGAACAAAAACAGGAUCCAUAGAGUUACUUGGAGCUAUGGCAUAUUGCGCCCCCAAACAACUUUCAUCCUGUUUGCCUAGCAUUGUCCCAAAGCUCAUUGAAGUUCUUAGCGAUUCUCAUAUGAAAGUACAAGAAGCUGGUACCGAAGCUUUAAGAGUAAUUGGAUCUGUUAUCAGAAACCCUGAAAUACAAGCUAUUGUGCCAGUAUUAUUGGAAGCACUCCAAGAUCCAUCUCACAAGACAUCGGCGUGUUUACAAACUCUUCUAGAUACUCAGUUUGUGCAUUUUAUCGACGCGCCGUCCUUAGCUUUAAUUAUGCCAGUGGUUCAAAGGGCGUUCCAAGAUAGGUCAACCGAAACGCGCAAAAUGGCUGCACAGAUUAUCGGCAACAUGUACUCAUUAACUGAUCAAAAGGAUCUGACACCAUAUUUGCCUACUAUUAUCCCAGGUUUGAAGAUGUCGCUCCUCGAUCCUGUUCCAGAGGUUCGAAGUGUCAGUGCCAGAGCUUUAGGAGCUAUGGUUCGAGGAAUGGGAGAAUCUAGCUUUGAGGACUUGCUACCAUGGCUGCUACAAACUCUCACUUCGGAAAGUAGUUCGGUGGAUCGCUCGGGAGCUGCUCAGGGUCUUUCAGAAGUGGUCGGAGGUCUUGGAGUUGAAAAACUCCAUAAACUUAUGCCAGAAAUCAUAGCGACUGCAGAAAGAACUGACAUCGCUCCGCACGUGAAAGAUGGUUACAUUAUGAUGUUUAUAUACAUGCCGGUUGUAUUUCAACAGGAAUUCACCCCGUAUAUAGGUCAAAUUAUAAACCCGAUUUUAAAAGCGUUAGCUGAUGAAAACGAAUAUGUAAGAGAUACGGCACUGAAGGCAGGUCAACGUAUUGUUAAUCUUUAUGCCGACUCUGCCAUCCUCCUUCUUUUACCUGAAUUAGAAAAAGGAUUGUUUGAUGAUAACUGGAGAAUUCGUUACAGUUCGGUACAACUUUUGGGUGAUCUCCUUUAUCGUAUUUCUGGUGUCACUGGAAAAAUGAGUACAGAAACAGCCAGUGAAGAUGAUAACUUUGGUACCGAACAAUCCCAUCAGGCCAUUAUCCGGGUGUUGGGGGCAGAGAGACGUAAUCGUGUACUCGCUGGUUUGUAUAUGGGUCGGUCCGAUGUAGCUCUGAUGGUGCGACAAGCUGCAUUGCAUGUAUGGAAGGUAGUAGUUACGAAUACACCUCGAACACUAAGAGAAAUUAUGCCGGUUCUUUUUGGUCUUCUCCUAGGAUGCCUUGCAAGUGAAAGUUACGACAAAAGACAGGUUGCUGCUCGAACUCUUGGUGACCUAGUGCGGAAGUUGGGUGAGAGAGUGCUGCCUGAAAUUAUUCCUAUCCUUGAAAAAGGACUUCAGUCGGAACGAUCUGAUCAAAGACAAGGUGUCUGUAUUGGCUUGUCAGAAAUAAUGGCAUCUACUUCAAAAGAAAUGGUAUUGACGUUUGUCAAUUCGUUGGUACCAACUGUACGAAAAGCUCUAUGUGAUCCCCUGCCAGAAGUAAGACAAGCCGCCGCAAAGACGUUUGAUAGUUUACAUUCUACUGUAGGUUCAAGAGCUUUGGACGAUAUUCUACCAGCUUUAUUAAACCAAUUGAAUAGCGAUGACGCAAAUACCGUCGAGUGGACCCUGGAUGGUUUACGUCAAGUAAUGGCUAUAAAAUCAAGAGUUGUUCUUCCAUAUUUGGUUCCUCAAUUAACUGCACCACCAGCAAACACUAAAGCGCUUUCAAUUUUAGCUUCGGUUGCCGGUGAAGCAUUGAACAGAUAUUUACCAAGAAUUUUGCCAGCUUUACAAACAGUUCUUGCCAGUUCUAAGGGUACGCCAGAAGAAGCGCAGCAAUUGGAAUACUGCCAAGCAGUUAUCCUGUCGGUUGUAGACGAAACAGGAAUAAGAACGGUUGUGGAUACUUUAUUAGAAAACACCCGUACUGAUAAUACUGAUCAACGACGAGCAGCUGCGGCGCUCUUGUGUGCUUUCUGUGCAAAUUCCCGAGCGCAAUAUAUCGCCCAUGUUCCACAGUUAUUGCGUGGUCUUAUACACUUGUGUACUGAUAAUGACAAGGACGUUCUGCAGAUGGCGUGGGAAGCACUAAAUGCAAUCACUAAGAAUCUGGAACCAAAGCAGCAGGCAGCUUACGUUUCGGAUGUUCGCCAAGCCGUCCGGUAUGCGUUGUCAGAUAUAAAAGGAAUCGGUACAGAUUUGUUACUACCUGGCUUUUGCUUACCAAAAGGAAUCGCCCCUAUUUUGCCAAUUUUCCGUGAAGCCAUUUUGAACGGCGAUGGCGACGAAAAAGAACAAGCAGCCCAAGGAUUAGGUGAAGUUAUCCGGUUAACUAGUGCUGCUGCUCUACAACCGAGUGUGGUAGCAAUUACUGGACCCCUCAUUAGGAUUCUUGGCGAUCGAUUUAGCUCAAAUGUAAAAUCGGCCGUUUUGGAGACGUUAGCCACUCUUUUGGCAAAGGUUGGAAUAAUGCUGAAACAAUUUCUUCCACAACUUCAAACAACCUUCAUUAAAGCACUAAACGACCCAAAUAGAACUGUGAGACUGAAGGCGGCACAAGCGCUUAGCUAUUUGAUUGUAAUCCAUCAAAGGCCUGAUCCCUUGUUUACUGAAUUGCACAACACUAUAAAAAACACAGACGAUUCAUCAGUUCGAGAAACCACCCUUCAUGCUUUGAGAGGAAUUAUAAGCCCUGCAGGAGACAAAAUGUCCGAACCCGUCAGGAAACAAAUUCAUUCGACACUUAUUAGUUUACUAAACCAUCCUGAAGAGGUGACAAGAAACGUUGCUGCUGGUUGUUUAGGUGCCCUUUGCAAAUGGUUACCACCACCUCAACUAGACACAACAAUAACUGAACAUAUUUUAAAUGAUGAUACUUCAGCUGACUGGACUUUAAGACAAGGAAGAGGGGCAGCCCUUUCUGUGGUUCUUAAAGAAUCUCCUGCUCUUUUAUGGGACGAACAAUAUCAGCUAAGACUAACUUUAUACUACUCAAAAAUUUUUUUUCUCAUUGAAGUUCUUAGCGAUUCUCAUAUGAAAGUACAAGAAGCUGGUACCGAAGCUUUAAGAGUAAUUGGAUCUGUUAUCAGAAACCCUGAAAUACAAGCUAUUGUGCCAGUAUUAUUGGAAGCACUCCAAGAUCCAUCUCACAAGACAUCGGCGUGUUUACAAACUCUUCUAGAUACUCAGUUUGUGCAUUUUAUCGACGCGCCGUCCUUAGCUUUAAUUAUGCCAGUGGUUCAAAGGGCGUUCCAAGAUAGGUCAACCGAAACGCGCAAAAUGGCUGCACAGAUUAUCGGCAACAUGUACUCAUUAACUGAUCAAAAGGAUCUGACACCAUAUUUGCCUACUAUUAUCCCAGGUUUGAAGAUGUCGCUCCUCGAUCCUGUUCCAGAGGUUCGAAGUGUCAGUGCCAGAGCUUUAGGAGCUAUGGUUCGAGGAAUGGGAGAAUCUAGCUUUGAGGACUUGCUACCAUGGCUGCUACAAACUCUCACUUCGGAAAGUAGUUCGGUGGAUCGCUCGGGAGCUGCUCAGGGUCUUUCAGAAGUGGUCGGAGGUCUUGGAGUUGAAAAACUCCAUAAACUUAUGCCAGGAAUAAGAACGGUUGUGGAUACUUUAUUAGAAAACACCCGUACUGAUAAUACUGAUCAACGACGAGCAGCUGCGGCGCUCUUGUGUGCUUUCUGUGCAAAUUCCCGAGCGCAAUAUAUCGCCCAUGUUCCACAGUUAUUGCGUGGUCUUAUACACUUGUGUACUGAUAAUGACAAGGACGUUCUGCAGAUGGCGUGGGAAGCACUAAAUGCAAUCACUAAGAAUCUGGAACCAAAGCAGCAGGCAGCUUACGUUUCGGAUGUUCGCCAAGCCGUCCGGUAUGCGUUGUCAGAUAUAAAAGGAAUCGGUACAGAUUUGUUACUACCUGGCUUUUGCUUACCAAAAGGAAUCGCCCCUAUUUUGCCAAUUUUCCGUGAAGCCAUUUUGAACGGCGAUGGCGACGAAAAAGAACAAGCAGCCCAAGGAUUAGGUGAAGUUAUCCGGUUAACUAGUGCUGCUGCUCUACAACCGAGUGUGGUAGCAAUUACUGGACCCCUCAUUAGGAUUCUUGGCGAUCGAUUUAGCUCAAAUGUAAAAUCGGCCGUUUUGGAGACGUUAGCCACUCUUUUGGCAAAGGUUGGAAUAAUGCUGAAACAAUUUCUUCCACAACUUCAAACAACCUUCAUUAAAGCACUAAACGACCCAAAUAGAACUGUGAGACUGAAGGCGGCACAAGCGCUUAGCUAUUUGAUUGUAAUCCAUCAAAGGCCUGAUCCCUUGUUUACUGAAUUGCACAACACUAUAAAAAACACAGACGAUUCAUCAGUUCGAGAAACCACCCUUCAUGCUUUGAGAGGAAUUAUAAGCCCUGCAGGAGACAAAAUGUCCGAACCCGUCAGGAAACAAAUUCAUUCGACACUUAUUAGUUUACUAAACCAUCCUGAAGAGGUGACAAGAAACGUUGCUGCUGGUUGUUUAGGUGCCCUUUGCAAAUGGUUACCACCACCUCAACUAGACACAACAAUAACUGAACAUAUUUUAAAUGAUGAUACUUCAGCUGACUGGACUUUAAGACAAGGAAGAGGGGCAGCCCUUUCUGUGGUUCUUAAAGAAUCUCCUGCUCUUUUAUGGGACGAACAAUAUCAGCUAAGACUAACAAAAACUAUCUUGAGUCAACUUUCAAGUGACAGAGUUCCUAUCACCCAGACAGCAAUCCGAUCCUGUGGUUAUCUAUUAGAGUACGUUUUACUCAAUAAUGAGCCACUACCCGUAGCUCUAUUGACACCCUUUGUUAAGACUAUGAACAAUAAUAGUAACGACGUGAAGCAAUUAUUGGCGAAAAUUUGUAUUCAUUUGGCAAGAAGGGUGCCGCCUGAAAAAAUGGUCCCGGAACUUCUGAAACUAUUGUUACCCGCAUUAGUUAACGGAACUAAAGAAAAGAACGUAUUUGUCAAAGCAAAUUCAGAAAUAGCACUUAUUGCGGUUCUUCGAUUAAAAGAAGACGAUGAAACACAUCAGAAAUAUUUGAAUGUACUUGACGUUGGGGCCCGAGAAUCAUUAUCUGAUGUAAUAAGUAAAGUGCUUAGAAAAAUUAUGCACCAUGCAGAAGGAAAAGAAGAAGAAUUAGAUGACACAUUACUAACUUGAUCAUUUCAGCCAUAUAUAUUUAGGAGUAAGUUAAUAAUGUCCGUAAAUAAUAAAUGUGAUUUUUGUAAAUUUCUGUCAUUUGUUGUUAAUUAUUAUCAUGAUAUAUCAAAACUUACAUUUAAUCGAUACCUUUACUUGAAUUAUCUUAUUACCUUUCAUUCUUUUUUACAAGUAUUCAAAAAGGCUGAAAUAUAUACUGAAAGUAAAACUAA
Molecule: messenger RNA, 8215 nt
Organism: Agrilus planipennis (emerald ash borer)
Lineage: Eukaryota; Metazoa; Arthropoda; Insecta; Coleoptera; Buprestidae
Gene: l(3)80Fj
Product: eIF-2-alpha kinase activator GCN1
Exons: 37
Coding region: 75-8003 (2642 amino acids)
Biological process (GO): regulation of translation; cellular response to amino acid starvation
Cellular component (GO): cytosol
Molecular function (GO): protein kinase regulator activity; protein binding
Source: RefSeq, a predicted model, not a curated record